UAGAAUUUCAUAUCUCGUCAAUUUUUUCGUCUCCGUUGUUAAUAAAUAUUUCCAAGUGUGAAGUGUGAACUUUUUAAUUAAAUCGGUGAAUUAUCAUUGCACGUGGUAAAUUUGAUGUGAAUUAAUUGUCAAUUUUGGAAUAUUCACUUGGCUCCUCGUCCCAAAAAAAGUUGGAUCUAGAUCUGCUCGUGAUUUACGAAUGAAAAUUAAUAAGGACAGCACCAUGCAGGCCGAAAUUGACCAUGCGACGACACAAUUGGAGAAUCUUGACCUUGUCGCCGACGUCGAUAACGUGGCGAUGAAGGCUUUGCUCAAUCCUUUGAUCCUGCAAAAAGUCUUCUGCUCCUUGGACACCAAAACUUUAAAGUCAGCCCGUCUCGUGUGCACCCUUUGGGCCGACGUUGGCGCCGCACCUCUUGGCAAGCAGGGCCGCCACGUCUUUAGGACACGGUCCGACCUCGAAAGUAAUAAAGCGAUGGCCUCACUCAAUCCCGAACUGUUGAAGAAUGUAAAAAUACUAUUCGAAGGGUACAAGACAUGCAACUGCGUAUACAUCAUUUGCUGGUGUACUCCAACUCUUCCCUUGGACUUUGUCUGGAUUUUGCCCCAAAUUUCUGACAAGCUGGAAACACUCGAGGUCUUCUAUGUCACGGCGUUUGAACCCAUACGGGAACUUUGGAGCAGUUAUAAUUUUCCACACCUGGCUCGCAUCCGGAUCCUCGCCGACAGAGAAUAUCUUGACGAAGCGGAACCAAUGUUGAAGGAAAUGGCAGAAUUUCGACCCCUCCCAAAUCUGAAGGUGUUCUCCUUGAGAAUGUUCUCAGGCUGUAGAAACCCCUCGUCAAGGGCGCAGAUGUCAACCAUUUGCCAAAACCUGAUCAACUCCUCCCCCAACUUGGAGGAAUUCGAGCUUCACUCAACUUUCUACGUGGAUUUGACGGCAUGCGGAAAACUCAAGAAGUUCACGUUCAAUUACGACCCGACAGGAAGUUUUGAAUUUGAAAUCUCCGAAACGACGAAAAUGCUAGAAAGUGGUCGAACUUCUUUGGAAAGUUUGAUCUUGAAUUAUACUAUGGAGAAUGAUGACUCGAUAGAGCUGAAUUUCUACUUCCCGAAUCUCACCCACCUCCAAACGAAUGCUGCCGACGUGUAUGUCCUUAAAGACUCUGUGAACACCACAAAUCUCCCAAAAUUGACGCAUUUCUCCAUGUCUACCAUCGAUUAUCCUUUCCAAUUCGAAAUUUCUGGAAUGCUUAGUCGCUACCAUCUGCGUCACGUUGGGAUAACCUCGCUCGACAUAUGUUGCAAGAAUCAUUUUCCCAGAAUUGGCAACAACGAGGAUGGAGAAGCUGCCCGAAGACUGGUCGAUCUCUUCCCGUCCGUGAAGGAAUUGAAAUUUAACUUGAAGAUUGUGGUCUUCAGAGAUUACGACCAAUAUUUUUUCGAUUUGAUGGAAAUCAUGCGAUCUUUUGGGGAAUGGGAGUUGUCACGCGGGGAGGUCGAUUUUCAUCUGAAAGCUUGUCAAGGGCCCGAGAUAAAUGACCAUCACGAGCGUGACUUUGUUUCGCUGUUUAUCAUUGCUGUAUUGAGAGGAAUGACGGGAUGGACAGGCUUGGCCAACACGUCACUGAAGUUUAGUACCGAUUGGCGCAGGCCUGCUGAGUUUAGGCUGUUGGACGAGGUGCGAGAUGCCAUCCUAUCCUGCAGGACGAUUCGAAGCCUGGCUAUUAGUGGGCUCUUGAUGGACGCGGAGACGAAGAAUAAUCUGGAGACAUUUAUUCGAGAACAAAAUUUGCCAAUUAUUACGCGGUUCAAUAAUUGAAAUUGAAGUACUGAUACUUGAAGCGUAAAAAUGUCAUAAUUUCUUCAUUACUACUACGAUUUGUUUAUUUUCCUACGUUGAAAUAUGUAUAUGCUAAAUAUUGCUAAAAUGUGAAAUUUAAUUAGCCCUGUGCCAAAUAGCUUGAAUGUUUCCUGAGUUUAAGAAUUUCUUUCUGGGUCAAAUUAUUUAACUCAAAGUUGUUACAACAGCAAUUCAUUUAAGCCUUAAAAUUGUACCUGAGUUACGAAUUGUCUUCAUUCUUUUUUGAUUUGAGAAAUAUUCAAGGGUAAAUGUAAGUAUUUUCGACUUGAAUAAUUCAAGUUGAAUUCUAAAAUUUAUUGUAAUCUUUUGUGUGUCAAAAGUGUUAUUAAUUUAAAAAAACUUAAAUAAAUGAAGCGUGGUUUGUAAAGUGAGUACAAAAGGUUGAAGAAAUUGCGAUAUCUACUAAUACCUAGUCAGAAUUUUUGAGUUAUGCUUCUAAUUGCAAGUUGCAGCUGCUGAUAAAAACCAGGCGAAAUGUUCAACAAAAUCAUUUCCCAUAUUUCGCAGGAGAAGGUGAGACAAAGUGAGAAAAGUGGUUGGCGGUGGGUAUCCACCACCAUCGUGCGUUAGGGUCUAUGCGCGAUCCAUUUUCUCACUCUGUUUCUCAUACGACAAAAUAUAUCUUGGAAUAGACUGUUUCUUUCGCGAGGAUGCUUUUUGGACGUGGGAAAACAACUUUUGAACACUCAUCCAUGCCCACUCUCGUUCUGUUUUUCUCUCCUCUUGUUUACUCAAGUCGAAUAAUUAUACUGGAGAAUUAAUUAUAAAUUAUAACAAAUGUUCCAAAUAAUUAAUAAACUUCAACCUUCCUUCUUUAA
Molecule: messenger RNA, 2682 nt
Organism: Folsomia candida
Lineage: Eukaryota; Metazoa; Arthropoda; Collembola; Entomobryomorpha; Isotomidae
Exons: 6
Coding region: 200-1822 (540 amino acids)
Molecular function (GO): protein binding
Source: RefSeq, a predicted model, not a curated record